UCCGAGAGCUGGGUUAACGUAUAAAUAAGGAUCCGAUUCGAUCUUCCGCAGAUAGUUUCUCUCUUCUUUCGUGUAAAACCUCUAAUCGAUUGGAGUAAACGACGAAUCGACGAUGACGACGGAGAUCGAACCACAGUCACUGCAAAAUCUGAGUCUCAAAUCAGUAAAGCGAGCUCUUGAUCUUUUCUCCCCCGCUCAUGAUCAACUCGCUCCGCCUGAUCCAGAAAGCAAAAAAGUUCGUCUCUCUCAUAAGAUUCAAGUUGCGUUUGGAGGUGUAGAGCCAGUGAGUAAGAAGCCUAUACGUAGAGCUGAAUAUAAUAAUGAGCAGAUAGCUCCAUCCAAUGCCCUUCCAGCAGGUCAAGAAGGAGCCAAGGAAGUUCAAAAGGGCGUAAAAGAAAAAGCUUUAGCUGUUUUUGGUCCUACUUUACCGCCAAGAACCUUGAACGACAACACUGUUCUUCCUGCAUUUGGAUCCUCAUCUGAAAGAAACCUGUCGACUUCUGCUUUAAUGGAGAGAAUACCUAGUCGAUGGCCCCGUCCAGAGUGGCAUGCACCAUGGAAGUAUUACAGGGUGAUCCAGGGGGGGCACUUGGGCUGGGUUAGAUCUGUUGCAUUUGACUCAAGUAAUGAUUGGUUUUGCACUGGUUCUGCUGAUCGUACCAUUAAGGUAUGGGAUGUAGCGAGUGGAGUUCUGAAGCACACACUUACUGGACAUAUUGGGCAAGUACGAGGCCUCGCUGUAAGCAACCAACAUAGCUAUAUUUUCUCUGCUGGUGAUGACAAGCAAGUCAAAUGCUGGGACCUUGAGCAGAAUAAGGUAAUCCGAUCUUAUCAUGGUCACUUGAGUGGAGUCUAUUGCUUAGCUCUUCAGCCAACUCUGGACGUUGUACUAACCGGAGGGCGAGACUCUGUCUGCAGGGUGUGGGAUAUCCGUACGAAGGUGCAGACGUUUGCACUCUCGGGACACGACAAAGACGUUUGUUCCGUUUUCACCCGUCCAACCGACCCACAAGUUGUUACCGGUUCUCAUGAUUCGACCAUUAAAUUUUGGGACCUUCGAUAUGGUAGAACAAUGGCAACUCUAACGAAUCAUAAGAAAGCUGUCCGAGCAAUGGCGCUUCAUCCGAAAGAGAAUGCUUUUGUUUCUGCAUCGGCUGAUAACAUCAAGAAGUUUAGCCUUCCUAAGGGAGAGUUUCGCCACAACAUGCUUUCUCAGCAAAGAGCCACAAUCAACGCAGUGGCUGUGAAUGAGGAUGGUGUAAUGGUCACUGGAGGUGAUAAUGGAAGCUUGUGGUUCUGGGAUUGGAAGAGUGGUCACAGUUUCCAACAAGCAGAAACCAUUGUACAGCCUGGCUCGCUGGAGAGUGAAGCUGGUAUAUAUGCAGCGUGUUACGAUCAGACGGGUUCAAGGCUGGUAACGUGUGAGGCAGACAAGACCAUAAAGAUGUGGAAGGAAGACGAGAACGCAACUCCUGAAACCCAUCCUCUUAACUUCAGACCUCCCAAAGAGAUCAGACGCUUCUGAGGUCUCUCUCUCUCUCGCACACCUCUCUAGUUAUCGUCUCAAACUCAAGUCAGAGGAAUCACUAAUCUUACAAAUAUAAGAUUCUUUUACCAGUUUCUCCCCAAGAUAAAUUCAUGUUAAUUGUAGUUUUGCAAGAGUGUUGAAGCCAUUAUUGUGGACAAGGGCAUCUCAGUAUGAAGAUUUUCUCCAAUAAAUAUGAUAAACAUACCCCCAUGUUUAUGAAUUAUUAUGGGCAUCAUAUGAAAUUAAUGGUCAUAGAUGAGUCUAAAAUCA
Molecule: messenger RNA, 1798 nt
Organism: Brassica napus (rape)
Lineage: Eukaryota; Viridiplantae; Streptophyta; Magnoliopsida; Brassicales; Brassicaceae
Product: protein pleiotropic regulatory locus 1
Exons: 17
Coding region: 113-1525 (470 amino acids)
Biological process (GO): mRNA splicing, via spliceosome
Cellular component (GO): precatalytic spliceosome; Prp19 complex; catalytic step 2 spliceosome
Molecular function (GO): protein binding
Source: RefSeq, a predicted model, not a curated record